AUGAGGGGGUUUGACUACUGUAGACCAGAAGUUGUUGUUGACGGUGCACAGUUUGGUGAAGCUUACAAAGGAACGUUUGUAUCAGCAAGUACGCUUGAUGGUGCAGACGAGAUACCUUGUGCACAUGCAUUUGCUAUUUUCAAGAAGAAAAACAUUAUAGAUAUACAUCUCUACUGCUCAGAUUACUAUAAACUAGUUGCAUUGGCAAACACAUAUGAAGUUCCGAUAGUUUUAAUGCCGGAUAAGGAGGAUUGGUCAGCACCAGAGUUUGUUUUGGAAGAAAUCGUCUUGUCACCAAGAUACAAAAGGCUGGCUGGACGACCAAGGAAAAAGAGAAAGAAAAUUCCACGUGAAAAGAUAAGCACAAACACAAAUCAUUAUGGACGUUGUGGACAUGAAGGUCACAACAUAAGGACUUGUACUUUCUUCCCGAAAGAAGACUGA
This is a messenger RNA of Solanum stenotomum, 444 nucleotides long. RefSeq lists its product as uncharacterized. The transcript has 2 exons. The record is from RefSeq and is a predicted model, not a curated record. The coding region runs from base 1 to 444 and encodes 147 amino acids. Lineage: Eukaryota; Viridiplantae; Streptophyta; Magnoliopsida; Solanales; Solanaceae.